AUGUCAGGUAAUAGUCAUCAGCAAAAGCAAGCCGUUGUAGGUAUUGUAGGAGGAGGUCUUGUCGGUGCAUUAAACGCAAUUUACUUUGCUCAAAGAGGCUGGAAAGUCGAGCUUUACGAGCUUCGUCCCGAUAUGCGACUUCCUAUUCACCGAGAAAGUAGAAGAGGCAAGUCCAUCAAUUUAGCUCUUUCAGAAAGAGGUUUGAGUGCAUUGAGAGGUACUGGAUUGAACCUUGAAAAGACCAUCUUGGAGGCAUCUGUGCCUAUGAAAGCGAGAAUGGUUCAUAUUGGGAAAAAUGGAACUCAAAUGUCUCAAGCGUACGAUGUCAACGGACAGCAUAUCAAUGCUGUCGACAGAGCUAGAUUGAACGAACUUUUGCUGGACGAAGCUGAAUCAUUGGCCAAUGUUACCGUUUACUUUGAACACAGACUACUUUCUGCUGAUCUCGACAACAAUACCGUUGAAUUCAUGACCAGUGAGGGCAAAAAGACGUACAAAGUCGACUUUAUCAUCGGUGCUGAUGGUGCCUACUCCAAGACCAGAACACAGAUGAUGCGCUGUAUGAGAAUGGACUACAAUCAGCAGUACAUUGAUACUGGCUACUGCGAACUCUCCAUGCCUCCUGCUACAGGACCUGAUGGCAAGCCUACUUUUGCACUGGAUCCCAACCAUUUGCACAUUUGGCCCAGACAUACCUUUAUGUUGAUCGCAUUGCCCAACCCUGAUUUCUCCUUUACCUGCACUUUAUUCAUGCCUUUUCAGAUGUUUGAGGAUAUCAAGACAGAGGAUCAACUAUUGUCCUUUUUCCAAGAGCAUUUCAAUGACUCCAUCCCACUUAUUGGCGAGGCAGCUUUGAAAUCUGACUUUUUUGGCAACCCUCGUGGCUCCUUGGUCACUGUCAAGGCAUCCCCCCACAACUACAAGGAUAAAUCCAUCAUCAUCGGCGAUGCUGCUCAUGCGAUGGUGCCAUUCUACGGACAAGGCAUGAACUGCGGCUUCCAAGAUGUGGAAGUAUUGCACCAGAUCCUGGACCAGCAUGGCAUCCAGCCUCAACUUAACAAGGAGGGUGUGAUUGACGGCUUGGAAAAGGCCUUGGACAACUAUUCCAGCAUACGUGUGAAGGAUGCACAUGCUAUCUGCGAUUUGGCCAUGUACAACUACUAUGAAAUGAGACAUGCAGUGACCUCUUAUAGAUUCUUGGCCAGAAAGAAAUUGGAAGGCGCUAUUCAUGCUGUGUUCCCUCGUGUGAUCAUUCCAUUGUAUACCAUGGUCAGCUUCUCUACACUCCCUUAUUCAAAGGCCAUUGAUCGUUGGCACCGCCAAACUCAUUGGCUCAAUGUAGCCAUGGUGUCCACCACUGUUGUCACUGCAACGGCUGCUGCUACUUUUGUGGGUCUUAGAUACAGAGACCAACUGUUGAGUUCUUUUGGCCAUAUUGUGGAUUCUAUCAAUAAGUGGAAACAAUAA
Messenger RNA from Mucor velutinosus, 1467 nucleotides. RefSeq lists its product as uncharacterized. Gene Ontology annotation, cellular component: mitochondrial outer membrane. The coding region runs from base 1 to 1467 and encodes 488 amino acids. Gene Ontology annotation, biological process: L-tryptophan catabolic process; quinolinate biosynthetic process. The transcript has 4 exons. Gene Ontology annotation, molecular function: FAD binding; kynurenine 3-monooxygenase activity. NCBI's taxonomy places the organism in Eukaryota, Fungi, Mucoromycota, Mucoromycetes, Mucorales, Mucoraceae. The record is from RefSeq and is a predicted model, not a curated record.